Molecule: messenger RNA, 1711 nt
Organism: Solenopsis invicta (red fire ant)
Lineage: Eukaryota; Metazoa; Arthropoda; Insecta; Hymenoptera; Formicidae
Gene: Nprl2
Product: GATOR complex protein NPRL2
Exons: 8
Coding region: 125-1312 (395 amino acids)
Biological process (GO): positive regulation of autophagy; negative regulation of TORC1 signaling; cellular response to amino acid starvation
Cellular component (GO): vacuolar membrane; GATOR1 complex
Molecular function (GO): GTPase activator activity
Source: RefSeq, a predicted model, not a curated record
AUUGUCAGAUGGCAGCAGUGCUGAUAUUAAAUCAGUUUAAAUAACACCGGUGACAAAAUCUUGAUAGGUUAUCUAUCAUGGAUAAGAUUUUACAAUUUCAAUAAAAAAUAAAUUAAUAGGUACAAUGGCCCUUUCAUUGGAAAAUGUCACAGACAAGGAACCAGAGGAUCCGAUUCGAUGCAUAUUUUUCGCAGAAUUUCAUCAUAUAGCAGGACCUAAAAUCACAUGCCAGGUACCCGAUAAUUACAUAUCUAAAGACAUCUUUGACAAUGUUAGUGUUUACGUCAUACCAAAGGCACAAUUACAAAGAAGUACUAUUACAAUCACACUGAAGGACUAUAAAAUCUUGGGCUUCCCCGUGAAGAUUGACGAUAAAAAGUAUGCAAGAAACGCGUUUUACUUCAACUUGUGUUUUGUCUGUGAUGCAAAUGCUCGUACUGUCCACUAUGAACCAGUGGUGAAGAAGAUGUCAGAUUUUUUAAUGGCUUUGGAAGUAGAAAAUUGUUUUUUAUCUGCCUCAGAUGAUAAAACUAGAUUGGCAGAGAUGCUUGCACAAGUUAUGCAGGAUUUAAAUCUACACAAAAUGAGUACAUUAACUGAAGGGUCAAUGACAUCUCAUUUGAAAGUUGUGAGGUUGGCGCCUGAGCCAAAGCCAGUUCUUGAUCAUCAGGUCCCAAUAUUUUUGGAAGACAGAGAAUCAUUCCAGAGUGAUCAGUGGGAUUUGACCACACAACAAGUAUUGCCUUACAUUGAUGGCUUUAAUCAUGUUGCGCGUAUAGCAGCUGAGGCUGAUGUGGAAAAUAAUCUAGUAAAAAGCUGCGUGCAAAAUCUUGUAUAUUAUGGAGUUGUAACUUUGAUUCCAAUAUUUCAGUAUAGCAACGUCUAUGCUGUAACGCCAAAAUUACUAAAAUUGCCAGACGAUGUAAAAUUACAAGAGAGAUGUAUAGCAUACGCUUCUAAGCUAGCCAGACAACCCGCACAUUUUAGGGAUAUAUACCGUAUGUAUUCAAGUAUGACUUACGGUGUCACUAUGAAAGAUUUGUGUCAGCGUCUCAAUCCACAAAACUUGAGAAUAAAUGAGAGAAAGUUGGUACAAUUUGGUUUGAUUGAGGGACUCAUUAGAAGGGUAUACAAUUAUCCUGUACUUCGCCCUGGCGCAUCUUGCAGCGAAGAAGCGAAAAACAAUCCAAUUUAUAAGUAUUUUACAGGUACGUACAGCCUCGAUGAAAUAUGUUGUAGCACGGGACAGUCUGCCGCGCAAAUUGAAGAUAUCAUCGAGCGCGAUUCGAAUGUUCUAAUGAUAUGGAAGUGACGUAUCAUAAAAAAACUAAAGACUGUAAAACUAAUGAAUAAAUUCGAUAAAUUUGUACAUAUUUACAAAAAAAUUGCGUGCGUAUGUGUAUGUAUGUGUAUCACACAUAAUCACACAUAAUUUAUUUGUACACAUAUACACACAUACACAUAUAUUUAUAAAAUAAAUUAUAUAUAUGUAUAUAUAAUUACACGCAUGCAACACAUAAUCACAUACAAACAUGAUACUACAUGUAUAUAAUACAAACACAAUUACGAAGAAUAAAGCUACACUAAAGUUGUAAUCAAAUGCUAAAUCUUUUUCAAAUCUUUUACAUUGUUUACCACGUAUAUGUAUUUGUAAUAUAUGUAUGUAAUAUGAAAUAAAAAAAAUAUGUGAUUUAUCAUUUUUUAAACUAGA